Grus americana (Whooping crane) is the source of this 2018-nucleotide messenger RNA. Its product is annotated as aldo-keto reductase family 1 member B1-like. Gene Ontology annotation, molecular function: aldose reductase (NADPH) activity. Gene Ontology annotation, cellular component: cytosol. The coding region runs from base 54 to 1046 and encodes 330 amino acids. The record is from RefSeq and is a predicted model, not a curated record. The transcript is spliced from 10 exons. NCBI's taxonomy places the organism in Eukaryota, Metazoa, Chordata, Aves, Gruiformes, Gruidae.
CUGCUUUACCUGGCUGUUGCGUUGAACCUGCGUUGGAGUAGGGCUAUGGAGAAAUGGCAGCAGACUGGCUUCAAGCCCUGGAGCCCAUGUUUAUGACUGCAAGAAGUACUGUUCUUGUAAAGAAAAAAGACAACAACCUGCGGCAAGGGGGGGUUGCUUUCAGAAAGUCCCUAGCUGGGCAAGUAACAGCUGCAGUGAUGGCUGCCAUCGAUGCUGGGUACCGCCACUUUGACUGUGCCUAUGUGUACCAGAAUGAGAAUGAAGUUGGGGAAGGGAUCCAGCAGAAAAUCAAGGAAGGUGUUGUGAAACGAGAGGACCUCUUCAUUGUCAGUAAGCUGUGGUGCACAUUUCAUGACAAACCUCUGGUGAAGGGAGCCUGCCAGAAGACCCUUGCUGACCUGAAACUGGAUUACCUGGAUCUCUACCUCAUGCACUGGCCUCUUGGGUUCAAGGCAGGAGAGGAGCUGUUUCCCAAAGAUGACAAAGGCAUGUCAAUACCCAGCAACACAGAUAUUCUGCAUACAUGGGAGGCAAUGGAAGAGCUGGUGGAUGCUGGUCUGGUAAAAGCCAUUGGUAUCUCCAACUUUAACCGUGAGCAGACUGAAAGAAUCCUGAACAAACCAGGACUGAAACACAAGCCUGCAAAUAACCAGAUCGAGUGUCAUCCAUACCUUUCCCAGGAAAAGCUUAUCAACUAUUGCCAAUCCAAAGGGAUCACUGUGACAGCAUAUUGUCCCCUUGGGCGCCCUGACAGGGCUAAACCAGAGGAGCCUUCCCUUCUGGAUGACCCCAAGAUCAAAGAGAUUGCAGCCAAGCACAACAAAACCCCAGCACAGGUUCUCCUUCGCUUCCAGAUCCAGAGAAAUGUGAUUGCAAUUCCCAAGUCUGUCACACCACAGCGCAUUGUGGAGAACUUCAAGGUGUUUGACUUUGAAUUGACUAAAGAGGAGAUGGCAACACUUCUCAGCUUAAACAGAAACUGGAGGAUCUGUGAAAUGAUCACGUGCAAAAAUCACAAGGAGUACCCUUUCAAUGCAGAAUACUGAAGAUAGUUUUAUCCUGUCCUCCUGCAGGCAUCUGGGGUCUAAUGAGCUUCUACCACUGCCUAGAGUUGUCCACUAUGUAGCUUGCACACUGUAUCUCUCCUGCCAGCAAAGGCAUAGUAUACAUAUUCAGUGACUUUAGGUUUUUCUUCUUUGGUGGAAGGAAAUAGUAAAAUUGUUCUAAAGAACAAAACAUGGGCUAUAAUAAUUCUCUACUCAUCUAAUGAGUGUCUCUGCAUGGCUGAAAUAGUAAAGCAGAAAUCAUGAAGAAUGAAUUAGCAACUGAUAUUUUUAUCUUCUGUCUUGCAUCAACAUUACUUAAGGCUGCAGGGUAAGGGUAUGUGAGCACAGAAGAAAGAUCUACCCUGAAAGAAUGAACUAUAUAAUCACUGCCUGAAGAUAAGAGACAAUAAUUACCUUCACUUCUAGAGCACAGCCCAAAGCUUUCUUGGAAAGAAGAGUAAAUGGGAGAAAUAUUCACUACACAUGCAUACCAACUCAUACUGGGCCUUAUUUCAGUUGUAUGUUCUUACAGGCUGAAACUGGACAGAGAUUAGUGUUCAAUUUUAUUCCUAUCCAAAAUAAAAAGUGUUUGGAUUACUAUUGGUUUGGAAGUUCUAGUCUAAUGUGAAAAAAAUGACAAACCAAGCCACUUGGAUUAACAAUGUCACUGGAAACCAUCAUCCAUAUUCAAUUUUAAAUGAUAUCACAGGACCAUCAAGAACUCGUCUUGAUCAAAAGUUGCAUAACUUGGUAUAAUAAGCUUUGGCUGAGCUGUGCACUGCUGACAAGACGCAGUCAAGUAUGACAAGCCUUAGUAUGGACUGUGGAUUGACAAGCAACAAGAGACCAACACCUGAAAGAGCUGGAAAGCUGUACAGUGGUAUCAGUGGACUGAUUUGGUUGGUAAUGGUAAGUGGGACAGGUCUCUGUUAACUGUAACUGUAUGUAUGAGUAAAGCUUGGCCCUGACAAA